Molecule: messenger RNA, 1091 nt
Organism: Drosophila subpulchrella
Lineage: Eukaryota; Metazoa; Arthropoda; Insecta; Diptera; Drosophilidae
Product: BPTI/Kunitz domain-containing protein 5
Exons: 2
Coding region: 238-567 (109 amino acids)
Molecular function (GO): serine-type endopeptidase inhibitor activity
Source: RefSeq, a predicted model, not a curated record
AUCGGUUCGGAUCGGUUGGUCGGCGGCACGUUUUUCAGCCCGAAAGUAGCGCAGGUUACUUAAAAAUACCAAAAGCGAGAAAAUUGGAACAGCCUCCGCUCGCUGGCCGCAGUUUCUUAGUUUCAGUUUUUUCGAUUUUCCGACUCUCCGAUCCGGCAUUCUCCGUUCGCAUCUGGCGCGGGUAAAACGAGCAGCUGCUUCAUUCUUCAUUCGACUAUUGUUGGCCGCGCGAAAAACAUGAAAUUGAAAAUCAAUCUGACGUUCCUCUGCGCGACACUCGUUGGCCUCCUGUCCAUCAUCCUAUUGACACAGACCGCGGAAAUCGAGGCCUUUGGAGGCGGCAGCUCUGCAAAUGGGGCAGUUGUGUCAUGCAAAGAGCUGAACAAUGUCAACUGCUACGUGGGCCGGAAUGAGGGGAACUUCUGCAGCAGCAAGGACAAGACCAAGGUUGAGACCCGUUGGUAUUUCGACAAGGGCAUCUGCAAGCCCUUCAACUACAAAGGAUGCAACGGCAACCGCAAUCGAUUCUGCUCGCAGGACAGCUGCGAGUCACGCUGCGCCGACUGAUUGGCAUCGGCGGAUAUAUCCCACCUUACCUAGUCUAUAAGUUUGUACGCGUAUGUUUAGGCUAAGAGCAAAUAGAGAUCGCACCGCACACUAAACAAAAUAACCACUCAUUCAAAUAUACAUUCAACUCCUUAAAAAUGUUUCAUUGUUUUUUAAAUUUGUUUUAAAUAACCUACAACAUUUAUUACUUUGGGGAUGGUACAUGUUAAAAUCCUGUCUAUCGGGUAAAAAAUAAUGUAGUUGAUCCUUAUUCUUGUCCUAAUCAAGGGUUUCAAUACUAAAAUAUUUUUUAAUUGGCCCUUUAAUUACCUACAAAUUAUUUCGCGUGCAUAUAGUAAGUUUUAAAAAUCAAAAUCUUUUGCAAGAAAAUUCCAAUUAUUUGCACUUUAGCCUUUUUGAACUAAAAAAAUCACGAGAGUUUCUUAAACAUUUUACAAAUACUUUUAUAUUAAGGACAUUUAUUUCACACAUCCUGAACUUAUAGUUUUAGAAAUUAAUGCUUUUACUAAGAGUUAAAAUAAACA